CCAAGUGCUGGGAUCAAAGGCGUUCGCCACCACCCAGCUUUCAUUUUUAAUUCUUAGCAUUCUCCUUUAAACAAGUGGAGACAUGUUUUGAAGAAAGGCUAAUGAGGUUUUAGGUAGGUAGCAGAAGGCUUGAAAAAUUAAUACUGUGCCCCUCCACGGGACUCUGAACUGCAAGACAGCUGCUCUUUGACCUUCAGACCUCAGAAACUAGAAAUACUUAUUUCAGGCUCCACCGGACUGACCACUGUGGUCAGGAAUGGAAAGCACCUGUCAGGUGUUGCUGCCUGGGCUAACUGGCGACUUCAAGCUUUGUGGCUUGAGUAGCCUCUGCUCCCAACCGUCCCUUCGGGCAUUCAAACCACAGUUGGUGCCGAGCGCCCCCUACAGGCCGCACACGGAAACGGACGUGUAGGUGUGCUUGCUUUCACAGUCGCUCUCUGCCGAGUACCCACAGGCCCACUUCCCAAGUGAGUGACUAGCCCUGUGCCCCUGAGCAGCGCGGGAGUUGGGCCCCUGAAGUUUCCGUUCCGACACCACCUGGGCCUAGCUCAAGGUCACGAGUGCUCAAACACGGUGGCCUGAAAGAGAAGGGGCCGCUCACUACAGCCUGCGCGGAGGGCCCAGGGGACGGCCACAGACUUGCCGCAAAGGUCGCGGGCUAAGCUUCUAGACAGCGGCCGAGGGAGCUACGGAGUCCCGGAAGGUUCGGGCGCUUUUCCGGAAGACUUCCCUACGGCCAAUCAACGUUAAGACCUUCCCCCUUCACCGGAAGGAAGUAUCUCCCGGAGCAACCAACCAGACCGCUGUCUUGAGUGGCGGGAAAGGCCAUGAGUAAAAGCCGGGCCGAGGCUGCGGCUGGAGCCCCCGGGAUCAUCCUGAGGUACCUGCAGGAACAAAACCGGCCCUACAGCGCCCAGGACGUGUUCGGAAACCUGCAGAAGGAGCAUGGGCUGGGCAAGGCGGCGGUGGUGAAGGCUCUGGAUCAGCUGGCCCAGCAAGGCAAGAUCAAGGAGAAGACGUACGGCAAGCAGAAAAUUUACUUUGCAGAUCAGGACCAGUUUGACACAGUGAGUGAUGCCGACCUCCACAGCCUGGAUGCCAAAAUUGUGGCCCUCACCGACAAGGUGCAGAGCUUACAGCAAAACUGCCGCCACAUGGAAGCUGAGCUGAAGGAAUUAACAAGUGCGCUGACCACUCCUGAGAUGCAGAAGGAGAUCCAGGAGUUAAAGAAGGAGUGUGCUCACUACAUAGAGAGACUGAAGAACAUCAAAGCAGCCACCAACCACGUCACUCCAGAGGAGAGAGAGGAGGUGUACAGAGAAAGGCAGAAGUAUUGUAAAGAGUGGAGGAAGCGGAAGAGAAUGACCACCGAGCUGUGUGAUGCAAUCCUUGAAGGAUACCCCAAGAGCAAGAAACAGUUCUUUAUAUUCCUGAAACAAGACAGAGACACAGAUGAAUAUGUCAUUGGCAUAACUGACGUGGUGGACACGGGUGUUCACUGCAACAGUCUUUUAAGUGUUGCAGUGUUUAAAGUUUCACAAUGAAAAUGUUGAGAAACAAAAGAACGGGAGGAAUCUGAGAAAACACAGCCAGGCCUCAAGAGCAGAAAACAGCACACUAAAAAGUCCUGGGUCUACAGUGGGGUGGACGUCCUGUACUCUGUGUGUUUCGUGUUUCUAGAAACUUCUAGUAGCUGCUGUUGGCUUCCAUACAGGACAGCUAAGAAGUAGAGUGGCUAAUGAGUCACCAAUGACAUGGUCCAAAGCUGGACUGGCAGAGUGCACACUUCAUGGGCUAGGCAGCAAGAAGAAACAAUACUAGUAGAGCCCCUGCAGGGUCCCAAAGACACCUGCAUUGCUUUCUGAAUGGCUUGGACCACUCUGCUUGGGGGCGCUAAGAGAAUCUUAGACCCCAUGGCCCUGCUGUCACAUACCUGUGGCUCACAGUGUUCCUCAAUCCAGCUGAAGACACAAGCUGACAGCUCCUGGAAGCUGGCCACAGAGAUCGAGGCAUUGAAAGACUGGAAUAGGGAGUCCAUGAUGCCCUGAAACACGUUGAACUUCACCUGGUCAGAGACCUGGUCCUCUCCCUCAUGAGGGUUGUCCUGAUGUGCCUUCACAAUUUGCUCAUAGUUCCUGAAAGCAUGCAAGCAAGUAGGGCUGAGGUGCUACGGCAGCUCCACCAACCUGAGAAGCUUGGUGGCAUAAGCCAGUGGUCACCCAGAAGAGGACUCCUGGAGGAUACAUUCAACACCAGCUAAACGGAACUCUGCAACCUACCCCUUGUUAACCUGACAGAUGGUUCCUGUAUGUCUUAUAUAUAAAAGGCUGACUGGGACAGAGACUCCUGCCUUACAGUGACUACCUCGGGGUCAGUAUUACCUACAUGCAUCCUCUGAUACGGCCUUUGAACAAGAGGAGAGUGCACAGUACCCCCUCAGUUCAGCACCCCUCUUACACUUUCAUUAUCUUCAGGGCUGUGACAUCCUUGCGCAAUGUGGAUACUUCUUCCUCCUGCUUUUUCUUCUCCUUGUGUAAAAACUGGAUGUAGUCGAUGGCUAGAGUAGAGGCCAAGAGAGGGGUUGGGAACAGAGGAAGUCUGAACCAGGAA
This is a messenger RNA of Mesocricetus auratus (golden hamster), 2610 nucleotides long. RefSeq names its product PSMC3 interacting protein (gene Psmc3ip). Lineage: Eukaryota; Metazoa; Chordata; Mammalia; Rodentia; Cricetidae. Gene Ontology annotation, molecular function: recombinase activator activity; double-stranded DNA binding. The transcript is spliced from 8 exons. The coding region runs from base 828 to 1544 and encodes 238 amino acids. Gene Ontology annotation, cellular component: DNA recombinase auxiliary factor complex; condensed nuclear chromosome. Gene Ontology annotation, biological process: homologous chromosome pairing at meiosis; meiotic joint molecule formation; meiotic strand invasion involved in reciprocal meiotic recombination. The record is from RefSeq and is a predicted model, not a curated record.